AUGACGCGCUCCUCGCUACAGCGCACCCUGCGCCUCCUCCCCUCUGGCCACUGGGCCCCGUCCCCACUCCCGCUCAACCUCGCCCUGCGGCACCCUCGCACCCGCGCACCAGCCCCACCGCACCAGCCCGACCCGCCGCCCCGCCGACCUGCGUUCGACACGCUCGCGAGCGACGCCACGGCCGCACCUUCGCUCCAGGGCGUGCCCGCCCCGCUUGACGGCACAAAGCCCGGCGACGGCGGCGCGAGGACCGCCCUCCCGCUCGACGCGGCGGCGCACCAAGGUCCCGCCGAGGGCGCACGAGGACCACCAGUGACGAUGACGAGGAAGAGGACCGUCCUCGGCGUCGAGCUGCCGACCAAGCCCAAGCCUCCCGAGCCAGACGAGUGCUGCAUGUCGGGCUGCGCCACGUGCGUGUACGACCUGUACCUCGAAGACGUCGAGCACUUUCACGCCGAGGCGCUCGAGCGGCGCGAGAGGGUCCUCGACGUGCUCCGGCGACAGCGUGGCGGCGCAGCGGGGCGCGAGGGCGAGGGCGAGAGCGAGGGAGGACGGGCGCGGGUAUGGGGCACGAGCGAGGAGGAGGAUGGCGCGCCGAGCGGGUGGGGCGAGGCGGUCGAUGUGCUCGGGCCGUGGAGCGAUGCCGUGCGGGACCUCGCCGCCGCGGCGUCGUCGUCGGCCUCUUCCUCGUCGGCGGGCGCAGGAGCGCAGAGCGACGCCGAGCGGGCCGACGAGGCGCGCGACAAAGCCGAGCGCGAGCUCAAGCGCGCGAGGGACGCGCUCGACCCGGGCAUGCGCGCCUUCCUCGAGAUGGAGGCGCGCAUCAAGGCCAAACAGCGCGAGCAGGCCGCCUCGGCCCGCCCGGCGUCGCCCGCGCCCGGCUCGAGCUCGCUCUCGUCGAGCCCGCCUGCGCCUGCGACAUGA
This is a messenger RNA of Rhodotorula graminis WP1, 924 nucleotides long. RefSeq lists its product as uncharacterized. Gene Ontology annotation, cellular component: mitochondrion. Lineage: Eukaryota; Fungi; Basidiomycota; Microbotryomycetes; Sporidiobolales; Sporidiobolaceae. The transcript is spliced from 3 exons. The record is from RefSeq and is a predicted model, not a curated record. Bases 1 to 924 code for a protein of 307 amino acids.